CAAAAUAUUAGCCAAAUCGGAAAUAUUUGAGGCAUCUAAUUGAGUUCAAAGAAAUUGACGAACACUAUAUUCUAAGAAACAUUGAACUUUUAUUGUGACAAUCAAAUAGACAAAUGGUUUCGGAUUCAAUUGAAUUUUUGCAAGGAUGAUCUAUGAAUCAACACUUACAAAAUAGACAGUUCGGAUCGUUGAAGUUCGAUACGAGAGAAUUGUUCUAAAAGAAUUUAUAAAUUUUUGUUACAUACCUUUAUAAUACUCCUAUGAUGUUUUUCUAACAUCUCUUGUCAACCCCUUUAAGACCUUUUUAUUUUUUUAUUUUUUUUUUAGAAAGAACCCCUUUAAGACUUAAAAAUCUCUAACUCAAACAUAACUUACAUUCCCUCCUAAGUCCAUUUUUAUGUUAAAAAAAGCUGUAAGAACAUUGCUUAGUAACUCUAAAAUAUAAUGCAGACUCUCCCAGUCCUUUAAACCAGUUUUAUAUACUCUAUCCUUCUUUUCCUUUCUGUGUUAUAUAUAAAGUUUGGUUGACUCCAUAUUAUAAAAGAAACACCAUCUAGCAAUCGGUUGAAUUUUGAUGCCAAUUAGUUGACGGGUUUCUAUCCCAACAACUAUUUGGUGCAGAGACAGCAACUCAAGUCCUUCCCAUUUCUCUUCAACUUCCUUUUACUUGAAGCAACAACUAACAAAAAGAAAAAUUACUCACCAGAAGAAGCACCUCAUAACAAAAACAAAUGUUCUUUGAGUUUGCCAGUAUCAAUCAUAACCAAGUUAGCUAGCUCCACCUUUUUUUUUUUUUUUUUUUAUUAUAAAUUAACACCUUUAAGCAUAAACCAAUCUGAUAUAAAAUUUCUCAUACAAAUUCCUACAUUAUAUAUAUUAUACUGGCCAAAACCCACCAAAAAACCCAGUAACCCUAAUUCCAAAUUUAAUAGAUUUUUCAAAGAAAUGGGUACAACGGAAAGAACAAAGAAGAGGGUCCAAUUAUGGAAGAAAGCUGCCGUCCAUUUUGCUUUGUGUUUUGUUAUGGGGUUCUUCUCAGGCUUUGCUCCAACGGAUAAGGCUUCGCUUUUCGCUAGAACCGAUGCCGUGGUUUCCUCCAAUAAAUCACUGGACUUUCCGCCGCAGUCGGUAGAACCGCCGCAAGAAAUAGUACCGGAUGUUAUUAAUAGAAGUUUGAUAGCUGCAGAGACACCAAAUGUGUCAAUAGCAGCAGCAGCAGAACCUGCAAGGCACAAAGAGAGCUCCGAAAACUCGAGGUUCACACAAGAAGAAGAAGCAGAGGAAAAGAAAGAACCCGAAGUGACGCCGAGAAGGUUCAUAAUCAUAGUCACUGCGACGGCAACGAGCACGAAAGACAUUAAGUUUAAAAGUGUGUUUUUGAGAAGACUAGCCAAUACUAUAAGGUUGGUUCCUCAGCCGUUGCUUUGGAUCGUGGUGGCGCCGAAAACGGAGUCGAAUGAAGUGUCCGAAGUGCUGAUGGGAACGGGGAUUAUGUACAGGCAUUUGGUUUCGAGAAUGAAUUUUACAGACGCAGAAGCUGAAAGGGAUCGCCAGAGGAACAUUGCUCUUAAGCACAUUGAAAAGCACAGGAUUAGUGGGAUUGUUCACUUUGCUGGGCUUUCUAAUGUUUACGAUCUUGGCUUCUUCGACCAACUCAGAGAAAUUGAGGUUUUUGGGACAUGGCCAAUUGCUCUACUUGCAGCAAACAGAAAGAAGGUGAUCAUUGAAGGACCUGUAUGUGAUUCUUCACAAGUCAUAGGAUGGCAUUUGAAGCAAAUGAACAAUGAAACAGAGACUAGGCUUCCCAUUCAUAUCUCAAGUUUUGCUUUCAAUAGUUCAAUUCUUUGGGACCCCGAGAGAUGGGGUCGCACUUCAUCUCUCCAAAGCUCCUAUCAGAAUUCAAUCAAAUUUGUAAAGGAAGUGGUUCUUGAAGACGAAACAAAACUAAAGGGAAUCCCACCAGAAGAAUGCUCCAAGAUCAUGCUUUGGUGUCUUCGUCUUCAUGCUGCAGGAGGAGCCACUGCACCACACCAAAUCAAUCAAUGAAAAAUGGAAAAUUAAUUCGUUGGCAAAAUAAUUACGUACCAAAUAGAGAUAUUACUCGAUCAUUUUGUUUUAUUUUGUUUUAUCAUGCAUGUAAUUCUUUAUAAUUUUAUUUGUUCUCUCUUUUUUGUUUUUUUCCUAAAUUUUUGUAGUAGAUUUUACGCCGCCAGUAUACUUAAGUCAAUAGCUUACAUGAUCAUUGAAGGAUCCCUAUCACACUUAUUACAA
Pyrus x bretschneideri (Chinese white pear) is the source of this 2271-nucleotide messenger RNA. Its product is annotated as beta-1,4-xylosyltransferase IRX9. Gene Ontology annotation, cellular component: Golgi membrane. The coding region runs from base 946 to 2046 and encodes 366 amino acids. The record is from RefSeq and is a predicted model, not a curated record. Lineage: Eukaryota; Viridiplantae; Streptophyta; Magnoliopsida; Rosales; Rosaceae. Gene Ontology annotation, molecular function: galactosylgalactosylxylosylprotein 3-beta-glucuronosyltransferase activity; xylosyltransferase activity. The transcript has 3 exons. Gene Ontology annotation, biological process: glucuronoxylan biosynthetic process; plant-type secondary cell wall biogenesis.